Molecule: messenger RNA, 1015 nt
Organism: Salarias fasciatus (jewelled blenny)
Lineage: Eukaryota; Metazoa; Chordata; Actinopteri; Blenniiformes; Blenniidae
Gene: tmem221
Product: transmembrane protein 221
Exons: 3
Coding region: 23-958 (311 amino acids)
Source: RefSeq, a predicted model, not a curated record
CCGCAGGAUAUCUGGGACAAACAUGACGCAGAAGUACAGCCAGCGGUCACUGAUGGUCUUGUCUCUGCUGGGGAUCUUGUCCGCCAUCAUGUCUGUGCUGUCGGUCAUUUUGAUCUUCCAGCUGCUGUCCCAGCAGACAGCGGUGCGGGACUCUCCUCCGUCCACCUCCGCGGUCAUCCCCCCGCAUGUGUGGGCCGUGCUGCUGCCGGUGUCCACGGUGCUCUCCGCGCUGUCCCUCACUCUCAACCUGAGCUCGGUGGUGGUCUGUCUCCUCCACAGCUAUUUCUCCACGGAGGUCUGCAGAGGGGAGCAGGACACCGACAGAGCUGACUGGUUCCUUUUGGACAGCAGAGCUGUGCGUCAUGUGGCCAUCGGGCUGUUCUGCAUGGGGGUCUCAGUGUAUCUGGCAGCUAUGUCGAUCUUCAUGCUCCUAAUAUUUGAGAUAGAGACUGGCAUCGCUAGUGCUUGUGUCCUCGCCUCUGGAAUCCUAAUUGUGUUGGUUGUUGUGAUACACUCUCUGGUCAAAGCUUCCCGUACUGCCAAGCACUAUCACAGCGACCACCUCAACACCCUCUUCCAGAAUGACCACGGUGGCAGUAGAAUCAGCACACCUGUCUCUCGGCCCUGUGAGCUGAAGAUCGGCGUGGACAAACCACGAAUUCACCGCAGCCAGUCUCACCUUCCACCUCAGCUGUCCUACCCACAGUGUGGCAAUCCCAGGCAACGAGAACACUUUCAACAGCAGCAGUAUUCCCCGACUGAAGGGUCGCAGGGCCACUCGAGUGAGAGAGACGGCUACAGCAGUGGAGGAAGCUUUCCUCGAAUGCACCGGACCCUGUCUACUGAAUCCGGUUUGUUACAGGCCCAGGUCAAACCCUGGAAUGGGGUCAAUAAUGAGAUGAGGAGUGUCCUUGCACGCAAGUCAGGGAUUUCUGCAAAAGACUCUACUCUUGUGUGAACCAUUCUGCAGCUUGACUGAUGACCUUCACGUGCUGUAGAUGCCAACAUAGAUGAC